This is a messenger RNA of Gongylonema pulchrum, 324 nucleotides long. The record is from the annotation of a GenBank genome assembly. Lineage: Eukaryota; Metazoa; Nematoda; Chromadorea; Rhabditida; Gongylonematidae.
AUGCCAGAUCGUGCCGCUGCCGGCUCCAAUCUACCGAAAAAUUUAUCAUCAGCUAUUAAAAGGGCAGCAAUAUCGACCGCACGACAGGCUCAGCCUGAUGAAAAAUCAAGCCCUACUGGGACUGUUUUGCACGAAGAGGAUGAGACUGUUCAAGAAGGUGACGGAGCAGCGAGACUUGCUGAUGUGGAAAAAUAUACGGCCUUAUUUAAUGACAACGAUUUGCCGGAAUAUCCGAGAAACGCAACUCCUUCUUUAGAAGAUGCUGGAGAUGGCGAUGUUCUGGAGCAGCUUCCAGGCAUCAUCCGACGAACACCAAGGUUCUGA